GCUUGUCAAUCUAUGGGACCUGCGAAUACAUGUUUCCCCAGUCUAAUCAGAUUGUUUCUGAAGGUUUCUUAGGAAGUUAACAAUUGUUCCAUUCUUCUGUGAACAGCAUCAUAUGUUAACAAUUGUAGUUUCUGGACAAGCGAGAUUUACAUCAAGCAAACUUCGCACCUUCUAAUGUUGUAUAUCUACGUAUAGAAUCGUGGAAGAGAAACUCUCACACAGCUUCAGAUCUGAUCUUCUAUUUUCACGAAGAUGAGUGGUCAGAACAACAACCAACGUCCCCCAGGCGGUGGCCAACAGGCUCCGCCUCUCGCUGCAGCUGUUCCUCUCACAACCCUUUUGGACGCGCCAGCAAUUAGCUUUGCCGAACUUCAACGCUCUGCCCCUACUCCACACGCUUCUACGUAUACAGCUGGGAACACAGUGGCCGUCAAUCCAGGACUUGCCUCAAAGCUGUCAAGUUAUGAGGGUAACCUCAAGUAUCCAGUCAGGACAGGACUCCGGGCCAUGACGAACAAGAACGAAGUGCUUGCGAACUACUUCAAAGUCUCCAUUGAUCCGAAAACUGUCUUUUACGAGUAUCAGAUUCUGAACAUUCCGGAGUCAGAGUCACGCGCCGGCAGAAAGCGCUACAUGGCGACCGCUGUUCAGGCAGUGCCGUUCCUGAGAAACAAUCAGAACAACUUUGCUACCGACAACAUCGGCACCAUCAUCUCUUGGUUCUACGUCCGCGAUUCUUUCUUCGAUCUACGAACGAACGAACGCAAUGCUAUCGCCCCUCUCCGUGCCAUGAGAGGAUACUCGUACAGAGUCAAACCCACAAUCGGAAAUAUCCUUCUCAAUGUCAGUCCGGCAAAUAGCGCGUUCUGGAGGCCUUUACUAGUUAGCGAGGUUCUACAAAACGGCAGCGGGCCAUUUGGGGGUUCUCUCGACAAUGUCAAGAGAGCCCUUAAAAACGUACGUGUCUAUGUCAAUUACGCUCGCGAUGGGAACGACACUAAGUGCAAGCAUCCCAAUUGCAAAAAUUCCAAUUGCAGGGGUGCCAAAAGCAAGGACGCUAAAUCGCAGAGUUCUAGUAUGAACGCUCAACACUUCAGAAUUAAGACGAUCCAGGGUUUCGGGUUGGCAUGCAAUGUCGAAAAGUUUGAGUGGGAGCACAAGGAUGUUGACGGCGUCGUCAUUCCGGCUCAUACUACUGAUGUUACUGUGCAACAGUACCAGCAAGCGCAGUACGGUCGGGUCCUCCAAUUUCCUAGCUCGCCAGCGGUGAACAUCAUCAUGAACUUCGGAGAGCUUAUACUUGAUCUUCUUCGAGACUGGCACAGACUCCACCGGACAUUUCCGAAGAACGUACUGUAUUAUCGCGAUGGUGUGAGCACGAGCCAGUAUGACGAAGUCAUUGAUAAAGAAGUUUCAACAAUUCAAAAGGCCUUCGCUGCCCUCGCUACACAGCUAAAUAUGGAACAGGUGCCCAGAUUCAAGACGACGGCGGUGAUUGUUACCAAGCGACAUAGCACUCGCUUCUUCCCCCGCUAUGAAAAAGACGCGAUGAACCACAACAGCAACUGCAAACCAGGACUCCUCGUGGACAAUGUGAUUACUUCACCUUACUUCGCCGACUUUUAUCUGCAAUCACACAAUGGCAUCAAGGGUACUGCGCGGCCUUGCCACUACUUUGUGCUGCGGAACGAAAUGGAGAUGACAACAGACGAGUUACAAGACCUGACGCAUAAUCUCUGUCAUACCUAUGUCCGAGCUACAUUGGGCGUAUCCUACGCCUCGCCCGCCUACUACGCCGACCGCCUAUGUGAACGCGGACGCUGCUACCUACGCGCCUGGUACAAUCCCGACAACCAGCACCGUGGAGACUACGACACACAUCGCAAGAAAGUCGAGGAGUUGGUUGAGACCGAGCGCAAGCGCCCACAACGUGGCAAGAACCAGAGAAAGACUGUUGAAGAGAUCAAGGAAGACAAGGAGGAUGCAGAGAACGUCAUCAAGCAUAUGGCGAAUUGGAUGAGGGACGGGAUCCAGGCCAGAUGGGACCAAUCCCCGGCUCAAGUUGUGAAAGACCACUCAGGUGGCCGGAUAAGGUUCGAGAACUGGCGACGUACCAUGUACUGGAUGUGA
Molecule: messenger RNA, 2130 nt
Organism: Cucurbitaria berberidis CBS 394.84
Lineage: Eukaryota; Fungi; Ascomycota; Dothideomycetes; Pleosporales; Cucurbitariaceae
Product: Piwi-domain-containing protein
Exons: 5
Coding region: 253-2130 (625 amino acids)
Molecular function (GO): protein binding; nucleic acid binding
Source: RefSeq, a predicted model, not a curated record